AUGCCUCCACGACUCUCUACUCACAACCUUCUCUCUCUUUACUCCAUCAAUGGCGCCCGUGCAUCUCAGGUAGCACGCGCCCGCUCUUUCUCCACCCGCGUCCAGUCGCCUCCGUCGUGUCUUGGGAAACGGAAGACGUGUUCGUUCAGCAGGGGGGGUCCUUCGGUAUGUUUGAUUCGUGUGAGGACAUUCCACGCAUCUUCGGUGCGGGCAGCUACUCCUAAAGACCCGUACCAGGUGCUGGGUGUGAACAAGGGCGCGAGCGCGGCAGAAAUUAAGAAGACCUACUUUGCGCUCGCUCGCAAGUACCACCCCGACACGAACCCAAGCAAGGACGCGCAAGAUAAGUUCGUGGAGAUCCAGUCUGCUUAUGACAUCCUUAAAGACGACAAGAAACGAGCCGAGUACGACAAGUACGGCGCCACGUCCCAGCAGCCCGGCUUCGACGCGAAUGCCUACGAGAACGCACGUUCGUUCGGCGGCGGCUUUGGUUUCGGCGGUGGCUUCCAGGACUUCUCGGGGGCGUUCGGCGGGCGGGCGGGCAGACGCUCCGGCAACGACCUCUUCGACUCGCUCUUUGGUGCGUUUGCCAACGCGCAGGGCGGCGGCGGUCAGGGCUUCGUCCGUGGCAGCGACAUCGAGACCACUGUCGGAGUCAGCUUCAUGGAGGCUUGCAAGGGCACGACGCGCACGCUCAACGUCACCCCCAUCGUCAACUGCGAGCCCUGCCAAGGCUCUGGGCUCAAGCCGGGCGCGUCGCGCUCGAAGUGCGGAGACUGCCACGGCUCCGGCGUGCGCGAGUUCGUGGUCAGCAGCGGCUUCCGGAUGCAGAGCGCAUGUCCGUCGUGCCAGGGCACAGGCGCUGUGGUCCCUCCGGGGAGCAGCUGCAGCAGCUGCGGGAGCGUAGGUCAGGUCCGGGUUAAGAAAACGGUGGAAGUGGACGUCCCUGCGGGUGUGGAAGACGGUAUGUCCGUCAAAGUCCCUGGCGGCGGCGACGCACCGUUGGGCGGCGUUGGCCGUUCAGGCGAUCUCAUCGUCCGUAUCAACGUCGCAUCGUCGAAGACCUUCAGACGCCAAGGAGCCAAUCUGUACCAUGACGUGAAGAUCCCUGUGCACACCGCGUUCCUGGGAGGCCGGGUCCGCGUGCCGACACUCGACGGGGAGGUAGACGUUCGCAUCCCCGCGGGAACGCAACCUGGCGAACAGAUGGUGCUCAAAGGUCACGGUAUCGCAUCGGUCGUGCGGAAGAGCAAGGGCGAUAUGUUCGUGACGUUUGCGGUUCAGAUCCCAAGAACACUCACGGCGCGGCAGCGUGAGAUCCUUGAGCAAUACGCCGAUGACGUGGAGGGUCGGGUACCGUCUAAACCUUCACGUCAAGAACCACGUCAAGAGCCCCUGCGAAGUACGUCUACCGAUGGAGCGAAACCAGACCACCGGGCCUCGACCGACUCGGAGACUCCUGCAAACGGUACGGAUACUUCUUCCUCUACACACCCCGGCGGCUGGCUAUCUCGUGCAUUGGAUGGACUGAGAAGGCUCAUCGGCUCUUGA
Epithele typhae is the source of this 1551-nucleotide messenger RNA. RefSeq lists its product as uncharacterized. NCBI's taxonomy places the organism in Eukaryota, Fungi, Basidiomycota, Agaricomycetes, Polyporales, Epitheliaceae. The record is from RefSeq and is a predicted model, not a curated record. Bases 1 to 1551 code for a protein of 516 amino acids. Gene Ontology annotation, cellular component: cytoplasm. The transcript has 6 exons. Gene Ontology annotation, molecular function: ATP binding; heat shock protein binding. Gene Ontology annotation, biological process: response to heat; protein refolding.